Molecule: messenger RNA, 834 nt
Organism: Dissoconium aciculare CBS 342.82
Lineage: Eukaryota; Fungi; Ascomycota; Dothideomycetes; Mycosphaerellales; Dissoconiaceae
Exons: 5
Source: RefSeq, a predicted model, not a curated record
AUGUACGUCGAGGGUCCACGUACCUUCGUCACCACGGACCAGGAUCACGGCGGAGUCGCACUGGUGAUUUGUACGCUCAUGGCGACCUGGUCCGUCCUCUGCUGGAUCGUGCGAGUCUACAUGCGGGCGACGGUCAGCGCGCCGUUUGGGGUGGAUGAUUUGGUUUUCACGAUUGCGACGAUCUUUGGAAUCAUACAAAUGAUCGUGUCAUGUGUCGCCAUUUCGUACGGAUUCGGAAAAUCCACCGUUCUGCUGAGCGCGGAUCAGGUUGUCAAUGCGGAAAAGGCGUUAUAUGCUGCGCAAUUACUCUACAUUGUCACGAAUGCGCUCGCCAAAGCCACAGUAGCGUUGCUGUUGGCUCGAAUCGUCUUCAUCAAGAGCCGAGUGCUGGCUUGUUAUUGCGUCCUCGCUGCCGCCGUGCUCUGGGGUCUGGGUUCUUUCUUGACUGUCGCCAUUCGUUGCACCGACCACCCUCCUUGGCAAAUCAUUGGCAAUGAUCAGUGUCCCAGUCUGCUCACCGAAUGGAAACUCGUCGUGGCGUUCAACGUCAUCAUCGAGCUCGCUCUGUUUGCCUUGCCGGUCUGGUUGGUAUGGGGUUUACAAACCAGCUUAAGGCGAAAGGUCACUGUGGUCUCCGUUUUCGGACUGCGACUCCCUGUCAUCGCCGCCGCCAUUGCUCGAAUCUACUUCCUCAACCGCGCCGGUCACACCGAUCAACCUCUCCUCACCGGCGUGCCGUCAUUCAUCUGCCUCAACAUCGAAAUGCACUACGCCGUCAUGUCCGCCACCUUCCCAACGCUCAAACCCUUCGUAGCGGCCUUCAACACCAGCUGG